ACACACAGCUCAUAGUUUUCUCAGAGGACGCUGGAACUACACAUGUUCACUUCCUAGUUGCUGUAAAGUUAAGGCUGUUACAAUCAGCCUGAGGAAACACUGCCAAACAGAGAUAUUGCUGCAUUUCUUCUGCCUCCAUUUGUGGAGGAGAAUGAAGAAAGAGGAAGGUCUGUGUUUACUGAGGGAAAAAUAGCUGCACGGAGCCACAAACUUCAUCUGGAAAAAUGAAUCUCCUCAAACUCAGACAGGAGUUCUGAGCUGCUUCUGCUUAGUUGCAAAGAAGGGACCUUAGAGGGAGAAUGCUGAGCUUAAGGCUUGUCUACAUUUUCUCAUAUAACCUGUUCCAGUUCUGUGGACACACAUGGAUACUGGCCAACACCAUAGCCAGGUUCCUCACGUUUGGUCAAGAUGCUUUAGCAGACACUUUCUACUCGGUUGGCUUCGUGAUGAGUCUGUGCCAGCUGCUCUCCACCCUCGAGCUUUUCCACAUCGCAGAUGGGAUUGAGAAAGCCAGACUCUUUCCCCGUUUCAUCCACGUAACGGAGAAGAACCUUGUGCUGAUCCUGGUCAUCACGCUGGAGGAGAUCCAGAGUAAACUGGUCGUGUGUGUCCAGUUCCUGCUGUGGAACAGUUUGGACCUCUUACGAUACCAACAUGAGCUGCUGCGAGUCAUGGAUAAACGCUCAGUCGCCAUGCUGUGGACUCGCUACACACUCUGGAUCCCCCUGUACAUCCUGUCGGUCGCUACAGAAGGUGUCAUCAUCUACCAGGCACUGCCGUACCUUGAGCCGACGACACUAAACUCAAACAUUCACCACCCCUUCCUCCUGCUGCUGUACCUGCCUGUUCUCACUCUUGGAGCCUGCGUAUCAGUCUGGCAGCUGCUGAAGGAAAGAAAACACCACCUGGAGAAAUGGAAUAAUAAGAUGAAACGGAGAUGACGCAGAGAAGAACCGAAAGGCUAGAGAAAAAAUUCAGACUCCCAGAAAGUUCAGAGGAUAAUGAGGGCUUGAAAAAUUAAAGCCAGUUACUUUUUCUUUUUUAAAUCAGUGAGUUUGAUUUGUUACAAAUUGUUAAAAGACGUAGAAGCCACCAAAUGAAAUAUUUUCAGUUACACUUUUAAUAGAAAUUUUUGACAGAGCACAUUCCUCUUGACAUUGUUCUCAUAUGAAUAUGUAUACAUGCCCAUCAAGCUGCGGGAGGAGAGAUUCAGUCUUGGCGUCGGAGCUCCCGUAGAAUAUCGGGGCUCCUCUGGACUACCAGCCGUACGCUCUGGUCCACACAGUUUUCUUCUUGAACUCAGCGGAGGACUUCAGGGCCAACAGGGCGGCUGGAACCACAACACAAGGACCAUGUGAUAAACCACUCUUGGAAUCAAACAAUGACUUUUUCUGUCCCUGCCAACAACGGGUUGAAUGUAUGAUGCAACUUUAACAGGAAGGGAAGUAUCAAGUUCUCCCUAGAUUUUUGCAUCGUUUCAUAACUGUGCUUAAUGUCAGUGUUUCCCCCCUUGUGGAGCUUUUCAUUGUGUUUCCAUUCCUCAUCACGACCCACUGUGUAUCCUGAAGGAUUAACAAACACGUUGCCUGCAUUUGUUUUAUGUCAAUCGGUUAUUGUUAGUUUGAGUCAACAAUGCAUUAGACAUGUUUUCUUCAGUUAAAACUUGAUUUUCUUUUUCUUCUUGUACAGUUACCACUGUUUAAACAUAAGAUGCAAUGUGAGAUUUCUGCAGAUGCUGAAUAAGACUUUCCAACAGUA
This is a messenger RNA of Paralichthys olivaceus (Japanese flounder), 1758 nucleotides long. It is a transcript of the gene hacd4, whose product is annotated as 3-hydroxyacyl-CoA dehydratase 4. NCBI's taxonomy places the organism in Eukaryota, Metazoa, Chordata, Actinopteri, Pleuronectiformes, Paralichthyidae. Gene Ontology annotation, cellular component: endoplasmic reticulum membrane. The record is from RefSeq and is a predicted model, not a curated record. Gene Ontology annotation, molecular function: 3-hydroxyacyl-CoA dehydratase activity. Gene Ontology annotation, biological process: fatty acid elongation; very long-chain fatty acid biosynthetic process; sphingolipid biosynthetic process.